Sodiomyces alkalinus F11 is the source of this 370-nucleotide messenger RNA. RefSeq lists its product as hypothetical. The record is from RefSeq and is a predicted model, not a curated record. The annotation marks the transcript as partial. The transcript is spliced from 5 exons. NCBI's taxonomy places the organism in Eukaryota, Fungi, Ascomycota, Sordariomycetes, Glomerellales, Plectosphaerellaceae.
AUGUUUUCGAAUAUCCUGGAGCUCUUCCGCGGUAACUCUAGUAGUUCUCGUCAGCGGCAACAGCCAUGUCUAUGGAUGGAUACCAAUUCUGGCCUCUCGGGCAGCGACACACGAACUCUGGGUGGAAUUUCCAGGCCGGCAAUCAAGACAUAACGACGAGGUAGGCAACAAAGAGUCACUUUUCGAAUAUCGUCAUAACACAAUUGAUCUACCGCCUUCUAUAUUGGUGGAAAAUGGCAAAUAGGUUGAAAAUUAAGUCGGUCAAAUAUCCAGGAAAGGUACGAACCAGUCAUACUCUCGAAAGGCCGUGUGGUGUGAAAUGGUGAUGGCCCACCACCGUCUUUGAACAACUCCGAAAACCACACCCGAG